Molecule: messenger RNA, 2279 nt
Organism: Argiope bruennichi
Lineage: Eukaryota; Metazoa; Arthropoda; Arachnida; Araneae; Araneidae
Exons: 2
Coding region: 202-1701 (499 amino acids)
Biological process (GO): proteasome-mediated ubiquitin-dependent protein catabolic process; regulation of proteolysis
Cellular component (GO): cytoplasm
Molecular function (GO): ubiquitin protein ligase binding
Source: RefSeq, a predicted model, not a curated record
UAAAAAGCCUUUGAAUCUCGGGAGAAGCAAUCUAGUUUCACUAGCUCCGUUAUCAUUCUUGAAAUGCAAAAACAAUUUUAUCUUCUAUGAUAAAACAGAAUGGUAGGUUGAUUCUUUUUAAUAUAAUAAAAUUUUAGGUUUAUUCGUUGCUUCGCAUUUACGUUUGAAGAGUUCGUCUUGGAAAGCAGGUAUAGUUUCAAAAUGGCUAAUUUUGGUAAAAACAAAAUGGCUGCUUAUACUUUCAUUUGGAGUAUCCAAAACUACACUCGUCCACCUCAUUUAAAUCUGCAAAGCCCAUCGUUUAUUGUGGAUUCUAUCGAGAAAACCAAGUGGUGUUUAGUUCUUCAUGUAAAUCAACAUUGUGUCUUGUGUUAUAUCAAGAGAUUGGCAGAUAACAGUGUUCUUAAAAGUAUGGAGUUAAAUUUCGAAUUGACUGUCCUUUCAGCUAACGGAUUGCCUUUCAAAGAGCAGAGGGGUGCAUAUUUCCAUAUUAACCACCAGUCGAAAAUAGUAAAACUCAUCGACAACAAAGUUUUCAAAGAAAGAAGGGCAGAAUUUUUACCAAAGGAUACUCUUACGAUUCGUUGCCAGAUUUGGAGAAAAGAAAAUGAAACUCUCACCACUGAUUUGUGCUUUGCUCGGACACAGUUAAGGCUAGUGAGACGAUCUUUUGUAUGGCCUGUUGAGAAAUUCAGAUGGCUUCGAUAUGGGGAUAAAAAGACUUAUAAUCUGCAACAAAUGACUGAGUAUGAGCCUCAGGUGACUCUGAAUAUGUAUUUGGACGAAGACAAUGAUGGUAUUCACCUUGAAAUCUCCCUGCAAGGUGGGAGAUGUUGUAGUAUCACUAGUGAAAUAUCGAUAGUUGAUAUCGAAGGAAAAGUCACCUCUUGGGGAGCAAUUGGAUUUCAGCAGAAUAUGAACGAAGCAAAUAUAUCAUUGCCACAACUUAUGAGCAAACAACAACUGGUGGCCCAAGAAGAUCGUUAUUUGCCGAAUAAUGUACUGCUUUUGAGAUGUUCUUUUGAUAUUUUCACUGGAAUCGAAUCAAACCGAAUCGAAUAUUGCUCACAGCCAUCGUCUAGAAAGGUGGAAAAUCAUGCCGUGUCCGAGGACAUGGUUAUUUUUGAUGAAACACCUGCUUCUUGCUCCGAUUCUUGUAACCUGAAAAAAGCCUUGAGAAACCUAUACAAAGAUAAAACAUACAGUGAUAUCACUCUUAAAGCCGGUAACGAAUCAUUCCAAGUUCAUAAGAACAUUCUGAGUGCAAGAUCUCCUAUGUUCAAAGCAAUGUUUAGCAGUGACAUGAUGGAAAAGGAAAGAAGCAUUAUCGAUCUUCCAGAUCUAGAUGGAAUCACCUUACAUCGUAUGUUGCUUUACAUCUACACUGACUUUCUGGAAGAUCUUCCUUGGGACGAAGCCUUUGAUUUGUUCCGUGCUGCUGACGAAUAUGGGCUGGUAGACCUUAAAAAGAGAUGUUCGGCUAUUAUGAAGAACAGUCUCAACAAAACUAGCGUUUGCGAUGUAUUGUAUGUGGCUGACAUGCAUCACGAUGAAGCUUUAAUACUGGCCGCGAAAGAUUUUAUUUUUGAAAAAAGAUUAGAGUUGCUCGAUUCUAAAGAAUGGGAGCUGUUCAAACGUAAUAAUGAACAAUUAGCAUCGGAAAUACUAGAAUAUGUAAAUCUGAUAAAUGACGAGAAUUGAAACGCUAAUUUUGCUCAGAUGGCGAAAAUUAGAACUGUUAGAAUCGAAAAUUAUUCAAAUUAUUUAUUUUCCUGAUUACCUGACAAUUAAUCAAAAAGAAAAGGCAAUAUAUUGUUUUUGAGUAGACAGUAUUUUGGCAUUGAAAACAGAUGAAGCCGUGAAUGAUUUCCCGCUAUGACUGAAUUCCUCAUUAAGUUGAAUAUCGUCUGAUAGAGUCUUCUCUUUAAUCAAAGAUAAAUGGAACUAAAAAUACUUUUAAAAGGAACUAAAUUUCUGCUUAAAUCUAGUGAUUUGUUCGUGUUGAUUUUUUUUCUUACUUAUUUUUUAUUUAUUUAUUUAUUUUUUAUUAUUUAUUUACAUUAAAAACUUCAUUAAAAUUCCGAUUUAUAUGUUUAAUAGUUGUUAACAAUGGCAUUAAUGUUUUCAUUUUUCUUCAAGAAUUUGUUUUCAAGAUCAUUAGGGAAAUGAUUAAAAGACUAAUAAUUUACAAUAAAAGUAAUGGCACAUAGAACUUCAUCAGUUCUUUUUUAUUUUUACAUCAGUGUGCAUUUUAGAAGAAAAAAACUGAUUUUAAUGCC